ACCAUCCAUUGAUAUAGCUUGAACUAACAUGACCCUUGCCAUAAUUUCUCUAAUUAUAUUCUACAACUCUCUCUCUUGUUUAGAUGCCACUGAUCUUCAACCCAGAAAAAGGAAACCAAACACUUCCUCUGGCGUUUAUCCUCCUGGACUUUAAUACUGAGGAUCUACAUAUUUUAUAUUUUAUGUUGUUUCUAGCUAUCUAUAUUGCAACCAUAGCUGGCAACAUCCUCAUUGUUAUUCUGGUGGUCAUUGAUCAGCACCUUCACACCCCCAUGUACUUCUUUCUGGGGAACCUAUCCUGCCUAGAGACCUGCUAUAGCUCAACCAUCCUGCCAAGGAUGCUGGUCAGUUUUGUGACUGGAAACAAAUCCAUUUCAAUUAAUGGAUGUUUUACUCAACUUUAUUUCUUUGGGUUUCUUGCAGCUACAGAAUGUUACUUCCUAGCAGUAAUGUCUUAUGAUCGUUAUUUAGCAAUAUGCAGACCAUUGCAUUAUGCAAUGCUCAUGAAUGGUAGAAUUUGUGUCCAGCUAAUUGCUGUAUCAUGGAUAAGUGGUUCACUGGGAGUCAGUGCCAUCAUAUAUUUAGUGUCACAACUGAGUUUCUGUGGACCCAACAAAAUUAAUCAUUUCCUCUGUGAUCUGACCCCUGUGAUAAGACUCUCCUGCAAUGAUACCCAUAUGGUUGAAAUGACAGCCUUCGUAGUCUGCUUCAUAGUCACGCUUGCACCUUUCGUAAUAACUCUGACCUCUUACAUUUGCAUCAUAAAAAACAUCAUAAGAAUCCCAUCCACCACUGGGAAACAAAAGUCAUUCUCUACUUGUUCAUCACAUCUCACUGUGGUUUCUUGCUUCUAUGGCUCCUUGAUGAUUGUUUAUGUCCUACCAGAAAUGAAUUCCUUGGGUGAACUGAAGAAACUUUUCUCUCUGUUCUAUACUCUGCUCACCCCCUUGGUCAAUCCCCUCAUAUACAGCUUGAGGAACAAAGAAGUAAAGGAAGGAAUAAAGAAAACCUUUAAGAUGCUUUGUAGAAGUCAUUAAAAUUUUGGAGAAAAUAGGGGACCUCCAUUCCACCAACUUUUUGAUGAUUAAUGCACUUUCUUCUG
This is a messenger RNA of Hemicordylus capensis (graceful crag lizard), 1102 nucleotides long. RefSeq names its product olfactory receptor 2AP1-like. The record is from RefSeq and is a predicted model, not a curated record. Gene Ontology annotation, molecular function: olfactory receptor activity; G protein-coupled receptor activity. Gene Ontology annotation, biological process: G protein-coupled receptor signaling pathway. The coding region runs from base 84 to 1037 and encodes 317 amino acids. Lineage: Eukaryota; Metazoa; Chordata; Lepidosauria; Squamata; Cordylidae. The transcript has a single exon. Gene Ontology annotation, cellular component: membrane.